Boleophthalmus pectinirostris (great blue-spotted mudskipper) is the source of this 6737-nucleotide messenger RNA. RefSeq names its product HIVEP zinc finger 3 (gene hivep3b). Bases 306 to 5930 code for a protein of 1874 amino acids. Gene Ontology annotation, biological process: regulation of transcription by RNA polymerase II. The record is from RefSeq and is a predicted model, not a curated record. The transcript has 8 exons. Gene Ontology annotation, cellular component: nucleus. NCBI's taxonomy places the organism in Eukaryota, Metazoa, Chordata, Actinopteri, Gobiiformes, Gobiidae. Gene Ontology annotation, molecular function: zinc ion binding; RNA polymerase II cis-regulatory region sequence-specific DNA binding; DNA-binding transcription factor activity, RNA polymerase II-specific.
AUGCCUCCAGAAGAACCACAGCAGACAGCCAGUGUUAAAGCUUCGAUCAGGGAGGGCUGUGAGCAUGGCCUGAGGUGCACUGUACAAAAUGAUCCUUGUUUACCCAACUCAUGGCAGCUACAGGGGAAGCCUAACGAUGCCUCCUUUGGUCCUUUCCAAUAACGUGGGCUCAGACUGGUGGAACAGGUCCCUGGUUCUGAUUUGCGGAGCUUCAUGUUGACUUCUGCCUUAGACCUCUCUGCCAUGCGGUUAGCCCCAUGAGACUGAAGGGGUCGUCAUAGUGUGUGUGAGGCCCCUCCCACUCUAUGGAGGCGGAGCCUGGACAUCCUAAGGGCGAGUGCUCUGAGAGACAGGAGCAUGUGACGGAAUCUUCCCUUCCCUCUGAUCCCGGUCAGACCUCAGCCCCACGUCCUGCGCACAGGUCCCGGGGGCGGCUGCAGCACCGCUCGCCCAGAUCUCCAGGUCUCCUCCUGCGCUUCCAACAACAGCAGGCGUUAGCAUGGCAGCCAUCAGAUGCAGCGGGCCCCUCUGGAGGCAGCUUCCUCUCUCCUUCCUCUCCCUCAUCUUUCCUACCCUCUACCUCCUCAGCACGAGGGGAUCAGGGACACAGAGUACAACCUCAGACCAGCCAGGACCCUGCAGAGAGGCUGAGUUCUCCCAAACGCGGAGAGAAGAAGCCUCAGAAACCUGGCAAGUACGUGUGCUCCUACUGUGGUCGACCAUGUGCCAAACCCAGCGUCCUUCAGAAACACAUCCGCUCCCACACAGGAGAGCGGCCCUACCCCUGUGACCCCUGUGGAUUCUCCUUCAAAACCAAGAGCAACUUGUACAAGCACCGCAAGUCCCAUGCCCACCGCAUCAAAGCCGGUCUGAUGUCCUGUCGGGAGGAGCUUAAUCUCAGCACACCAGAGGGAGCUAAUGUGGGAGAGGAGCAUGAGGAGCCCACAGAAGGAGAGAGUACAGAGUCUGAGGAGGAGACCGGACAGCACAGAAAACCCAAGGAUCCAUCACGCCCCUCAAGGAAAGAGGAGAGCCACAGACCUGAGGACUCACAGGCCAUCAAACAGAGGCUGGCUCUUAGACUUAGUGAGCGCAAACGAGGUCCGAAGGCUUCCCCCGAUGACCCACCCUCUUCCUCUCUCUCCACAUCCUCAUCCUCUCUAGGCCCUGGCAGCAAAGGCAGCACCGAAUCUGGCUACUUCUCUGGGUCAGGGAGCACCGACCUGUCACAAAUCAGCCCCCCAAGUGCCAGUGCCAAAACUUAUGCCGAAAUCAUUUUGGGGAAAUAUGGAAGACUCGGAGGCCAACAGAGAGGGGGUCAUCAGCAUCAACUUCACUCUUCUUCUGGAACUGAGGAGAAGAGCAUUUCCUUCACAGUUCCCAAAACACAGGUCAUUGAACACAUCACCAAACUCAUCACUAUUAAUGAGGCAGUGGUUGAUACCAGUGAGAUUGACAGUGUCAAACCACGACGCUCAUCGCUCUCCCGUAAAAGCAGCAUGGAGUCGCCCAAGACUGGCACUCCUAAAGACCCCUAUGCAUUCGACCCCAAAGCUGAAAGCCCAGGUCCCAGUGGGGUAAGACCUGAGGCCUGUACUCCUGAACCUCUUUCAUCUGUGCCUCUGCUUCGAAGUCACUCACUGCCCUCCUCCACCAGCCAGGAGCACACCCCCUCCUCCCCUACACCACUGUCUCCUGGUGGCUUCCGUCUUUGCCAGUCAUUCGAUGAGCAGCAGGCAGCAGCUGCAGAGAUGAGAGUGGGACAUGUUCAGCGCAUGUUAAGACGGCAACCUGCCAUUGAGGUUCCUCUAGGAGCUGAACAAGUGCUUGAAGAUACAGGCCAGUCUUCUUCAGGAAAAGGUACAGACGGAAAAAGACAACCAAAGCAACAGCUGCACAAGAGUCCCUGCUUGUUUGAGUGUGAGGCCUGUGGCUCCCUGUUCCAGCACAGUGAGGGUUAUGAGUCCCACAUGGGCACCUGUACGGGACACCACCAACAGCCUGAACUAGAGGCCGAGGACAGGGUCAAAUCUGGCAGGGACGACCACCCCCAUGUAAUGAUGCACUACAAGUUACCAGCUCUGGCAGUGACAGUGAGGAAGAGGAGAAAAGAGGAGAGCCUAGAGGAAGAUCCUCCCAGCCCCACAACCCGUACCGCAGUGUCAUCUGGAGAGGAGCGGAGCCAUUCCCAGUCAGGUGGUCAUUCAGAACCAAAACAGCAGCAGGACAGAAAGGGUGUGUCAGUCAUUCAACACACCAGCUCCUUUGAGAAGCAGGAGAGUGUGUCCAUGGAGAGUCAGGGAUCAGAGGUCAAAGAGACACAGCCUCAGCCCAAACCGUCCCCAUCCACCAGUCGCCUCAUUCGCCAGCCCAACAUCCAAGUGCCCGAGAUCCUCGUCACUCUGGAGCCAGACACCGACAUGCCACCUGUGUCCCCCACAGUGACAGUGUCCUUACCUAAGGAAGCAGAGAGAGUGGAGGAGUUCCAGUGGCCUCAGAGAAGCCAGACUUUGGCUCAGCUCCCUGCAGAGAAGCUCCCACCCAAAAAGAAGAGGCUGCGUUUGGCUGAAGCAGCUCAGUCCUCAGGAGAGUCCAGCUUUGAGUCUGUGUCUGUGCCUCGCAGCCCCAGUCAGGAGAGCAACCUCUCCCUCUCCUCAAGUCUCUCGAUGUCUCUGGAAGAUCCCAUCAGAUCGGAAGCUGUGGCCUGGGCUGUCAGCCAAAGCUCCCAAAUGUUAAUGGUGCCAUCAGCCUCUCAUCAGUACCACCAGAGCCACAAGGAGAUGAGACGCUCUGCAUCUGAACAGACGCCUCCUACUCACCAACAACCUCAGCAGACACCUGAAAACAGGAGCAAGUCCUUUGACUAUGGCUCUCUGUCCUCUCAGCAGCCCAGCACCUCCUGGAAAGAACGGAGGAAAUGUCUUCUGGUUAAACAUGCCACUUUAGGAGAUCCAGAGGAGGAGCAGACUAGAGCAGACAGUCCCAGGCCUGGGCCCUCACAUGUCAGGCACCACCCUCUUUUGUCCACUGAAGAAUGGUUUCUUCAUGAAGAAUCAGGAGAACCAUUGCCGUCUUCAAAUGUGCUUUCUUUGGUUCCCAGAGAUCAGCAAACCUCAGCUCCAUCUCUCAGUCAUGUGUUCCACACUGAAGUUCUCCACAGAGCCGUCUUUGAUCCAGACAGUGCACGGCUUGGGACUCCACUUCACCAUCUACUUCCUCUGCAGUUCUCCAGCCACAGUCAAGCCCUGUAUUUUCCCCUUUCCACCAGGCCUUUGCCUUAUGCUCCCUUGGCCCCAUCUUCUAUAAACAGUUCAAUAGCACUCUCUCCAACCAUUGUAACUCCAUAUCACGACACACAGCCCAUUAUUGCUACAUGUUUGGCUCAGUUGACACCUGUUGUUUCUUUAGUUGUCCCAGUGCGAUUGCAGACUCACAUGCCAACAUAUGCUAGUGCCAUGUAUACAACUCUCUCCCAAAUCCUGGCCUCUUCACGCUCACCUGAGCCUAUAUGUACCACUAUGGUCAUUAUGAGCCAGCUGGAGCAAAGCAAGCUUCAGAGGUCUUACCUUACUGUACCAGCCCUCCAAAUGAAAACUCCCAUUUCGCUGACACCUUCUUUAGUUUCACUAGAUGAGGAGGCUUAUGGUCCACUUGGGGCUGGAGGAAGUAAACGCAUGCUUUCACCUGCUGCCAGUCUAGAGCUGAGCACAGAGGCUCAGAGACACCAGAAAAGAGUGAAAGAGGAAGAGGAGGGGGAGAAGGGGAGCACAGGGGAGAGGAGCAGGGGGAAUGCAGCUGGAGGUGUGGGAGGGGGUGAGGUUACUGGGAGUAAAGCUGAAGAUGAAAAGAACAAACAAACGCAAACUCAAAAUGCAGAAAACAAAUCUAUAAAGGAGGAGAAGAAACAGGAGCAAAGCCAAGCUUCAACUCAAAAGUCUGAAGUUGCUGAGAAAAAGGAAGGCACCAGACCAGUCUCUACUUCUCACCCCAGUCUCCACACCUCCACUUCAGUCAACUGGUGCUACCUGAACUACGUCAAGCCCAACCACUCAGCACUGCAGGACUCUCAGACCUCAGUGUAUUCCUCCUGGAGCGUGAGUGCACACAACCCCAACCUGCCCGGCCUGAGCACCAAGACAGCCCUGUCCCUUCUGUGCACCAAACAGAGGCACAGUGCAGAAACCUACACCAUGGCCACUGCCAGCCAGGCCAAAGAGGGAGGCAGGGAGCCCCAGCAGGAAACAGAGUUGCAGAUAAAUCCCGCCCUAGUCAGCCCUGUGGUUAGCGGUCAGAUAAAGGAACAACCACAACAUGAAAAGAACAAGGCAAAACCAAAGAGGGAUGAUGAAGCUACCACAUCCAAAUCCAGAGAGUCCUCAUGUGUUCGCAUUUUUGAAGGCGGAUAUAGGUCCAGCGAGGAGUAUGUGUAUGUACGUGGACGAGGCCGGGGGAAGUACAUUUGUGGAGAGUGUGGGAUCCGCUGUAAGAAGCCCAGCAUGCUGAAGAAGCACAUCCGCACACACACAGACGUACGCCCAUAUGUCUGCAAACACUGCAACUUUGCCUUCAAAACUAAAGGGAACCUCACCAAACACAUGAAGUCAAAGGCUCAUGGGAAAAAGUGCCAGUCCAUGGGACUGUCUGAGUCAUCACUGGACGAACCUGAGAGCGAGGAAACAGGAGGGAGUGAGGAGCCUGUGCCAGAGGAGCAGGAGGUGCACCAGUUUUCUGACGUGGAUGAGUCUGAAGACGACGAUGAGGAGGAAGAUGAAGAGUCCACCACACACGAUGAUCCACCUUCCUCCUGUUCAUCUGACACACAUCCUUCCACUGGGGGGCGCUCCACAGGCAGUGGGCAUUCCCACCAGGGCACCCCAGAUCGUGAGCUCCCUGGCCCCGCUUUAAGUCAGGAGUCCUCUCCUCGGGGCUUAUGGUCUGGGAGUGGCCGUGCGUCCUCUCCCUGCAGCAGGAGGGCACUGUUCUCCCGCCGGGGCAUUAGAGCAGCGCGGGCCUUCUCUCCGAGCAGUGAGAGCUGUUCUCCAAGUCGCAGCCUCUCUCCUCGACUCGAGCUAUCCCCCGUGGUUCUCAGUCUAUCCCCCAAAACUGAACUGUCCUCCCCCAGUCGACAUGUGUCCCCCUCCCCUGAGAGAGGACCAUCUCCCAUCAGGCCCCUCUCUCCUUUGCGGCCCGUCUCACCAGGCUUCUAUCGCUCACCCCAAGCCCGAGCCCCACCCUCUCCACUGGGUCUGCACCGGAGGACUCCUGCAUUAUUGCCCUGGGAAAGUCCUGCUAUUAGAGGGGCUAACAGCAAAGAGGAAAAAAGUGGAACAACAUUGGAAGGACUAAUGUUUCCAGAAAGCAGUUUAUUUCCAUCCGCCUUUCGUCUUUCCAUGUGUGAGAGUUAUCCUGGUGCACAGCCUGUAGACAACAUUUUCAGUCACCUUCCUCUGCACUCGCAGCAGGCGCGGCUGCCCUGUGUCAUGAUCCCUAUUGGAGGAAUACAGAUGGUGCAGGCCCGUCCAAGAUCCCACCCGACCACGCCCUCCUCCCCGACCUCCCCCCCCAUAGAGGGGUCCUCUCGCCUCAGCUUUGACUCAGCAUACUGGGGCGGGACCCCCAGGACUCAAGGCCUCAGGACUCCUCUGGACCAGUCUUUAGUGUCAGAGCAAACAGGAACCAGCCAGCCCCACGGAGACAGGACACAACUACAUAAACACAAACCAGAGACAGACUCAAAGCAAUAUAGCAGCUCGCACAGCUCUGUCCAAACACCCGGGGGCUCUGAUGGGACCCCUGUGAGGGACACUUGCCCGGGACCAGCCCUCAGCCCAGCCGUGUCUGUAGCCGAAUGUUCCAGGGGGCACAGGGAGCAGCCACCACCAGGGGGCGAUGUGGAGGAGAGAGCGGCGCAGUCAGACCAGAGCACUUAAGUGUCAGCACCUCCAUGUGUCACCUUCAUUAGCUUUAUCGAUUGCUCCACUCUUUUAUUUUUGCUUUGAUUUGUUUUUUUGUUUUUUUUACCAUUGAAAUGCUUUUUUAAUUUAAUGUUUCUUUGGCAAUAUUCAGGUUUGUGGUCAAACAGCACUUUUUAUUUGUGAAAAAGUUUAUGUAAAUGCAUAUAUAAAUUAUAUAUAAAUAUAUCCCUCCUGUACGGAUACUGUCUGUUUAAAUAUGUUUUUAAAAAUUGACUAUGUUUGUAAAUGACCAAAAACUUUAUUCUUAAUAAUUCCAUUUGUUUGGUUAUUACAGUAUUACUCCAGUUGUAGUUUCUUGUGCCUUUUCUGUCCAGGUGUAUGUAUUGACAUGUCAGUACAGAUGACAUAAAGGAGGCUGUGAACUUUUCUAUCACCUUUUAUUUUUUGUGAAGGUUCUAAUUGCGUUUCUUGCCAAUGCUUUAAUGCCAGGGUAUCUACAUGGAGCAGCGGAAACAUGUCAAAGGAAAUGCACUGAAGUUAUUUUUUUAUUAUGACAUUUGAGAUCAGAAAAUAUCUUUGUACAGCCUUGAAUGCUUCUUAUUUAUUGAUGUUUAAAGAUGAAAUGUGCAUUAUUUCAACUUUUUUACUUUUAGUUUUUGACAAAGUACUUUUUGUUACAUUUGUGUGUUUUUCAUCAUGUUCUUGUGACUUGAAGUGGUUACAAAAAUGAGGGAAGGUACAGAGGGAACAAGUGCCCUGCUAAUUUCACACGCAGCAGAAUUUAUAAUUACAUUCAAAGAAUAAAAAUGCACUACACACAAA